CCUACAUUUUUGCAUACAUAAGAAGUAAUAUUUUCACAAUGCCCCCUGGGGCCAACAAUCUGGGUGAUAAUAGGUUUGCCCUAUUAUCCUCAGCCCAGAAGACUAAAAGAAAAAAGCCUGAACAAUCAACGUUGGAACUAUUUCCGGAACUCCCCAUAACAAAGAAGGAUGACCCCAAAUACCUCGUCAUUAAAUCGCGGGAUGCCAGUAAACCUAUUACAUCCAUCUCCUGCUUCGCGAUUUAUAAAGAAAUGGACGUAGAAGAAACCCGCAAUAACCCCCAGUCGGUGAGGUCCGCAAGUAAUGCAAAUGCAGCAUCCGCUGCACCCAUCGCCGCACCAAGGAGGCAACAAGGCACAAGCCCGCCCAGCCAAUCAUCCGGUCGACCAGUGAGGGAAGCGGUCGAGGAGCAGUUUGAGGAGUAUGUGCCGCCGCGAUGCAGCCUAUGCCAUCGACGCCAUGUCCUGAAGCGGUGUACAAUUUUCAAGGCGAUGACGCCCGCUCAGCGCCAACAGAUCGCUAGAGCCCCCGGCCAUUGCAUGACAUGCUUGGCAGACACGCACGCUACGUUGGAGUGCAUGUCCGACGGGUCGUGUCAGUACUGCCACCGACCGCAUCAUACACUUUUUCACCGAUUUCCUCGACGCUCGGUUCAGUCAACGCACGCCAGUCAGCGGCAUGGUCAACAGCGGCACCAUCAGCAUGGGAAUCAAGUUCAACGCCGACGAGCCCAUCGCUCUACGCCGUCUCGCGGGGCACGUUCGCAGACACCACCACAUCGUAACCAUCGCAACCAGCAAAAGGCGACGGGUUUCAGCGCUGUAGUGAGCACCUUACAGAAACUGCAGCGGCUUCUAGGCAAUUAA
Bactrocera tryoni is the source of this 866-nucleotide messenger RNA. RefSeq lists its product as uncharacterized. NCBI's taxonomy places the organism in Eukaryota, Metazoa, Arthropoda, Insecta, Diptera, Tephritidae. The record is from RefSeq and is a predicted model, not a curated record. The transcript is spliced from 2 exons. The coding region runs from base 39 to 866 and encodes 275 amino acids.